Molecule: messenger RNA, 933 nt
Organism: Eutrema salsugineum
Lineage: Eukaryota; Viridiplantae; Streptophyta; Magnoliopsida; Brassicales; Brassicaceae
Product: oxygen-evolving enhancer protein 3-1, chloroplastic
Exons: 3
Coding region: 39-719 (226 amino acids)
Biological process (GO): photosynthesis; photosynthetic electron transport chain
Cellular component (GO): extrinsic component of membrane; photosystem II; photosystem II oxygen evolving complex
Molecular function (GO): calcium ion binding
Source: RefSeq, a predicted model, not a curated record
UUCACUUUUCGUCUUUGAGAAACCAAAAAGAAAAAAAAAUGGCUUCGAUGGGUGGCUUACGUGGCGCAUCUCCCGCCGUUCUUGAAGGAAGCUUAAAGAUCAACGGAUCGAACCGUCUGAACGUCACCGGCAGAGUGGCGGUGGCUCAAAGGGCUGGACUUGUCGUCAGAGCUCAGCAGAGUGAAUCGGCGCCGGAGACUACUCGCCGGUCUGUGAUUGGGCUUGUGGCUGCUGGUUUAGCCGGCGGCUCGUUUGUUCAGGCUGUCCUCGCCGAUGCUGCUCCGAUCAAAAUUGGCCCUCCUCCUCCUCCCUCCGGUGGUCUUCCUGGGACAGAGAACUCAGACCAAGCAAGAGACUUUUCAUUGGCAUUGAAAAAAAGAUUUUACUUGCAGCCAUUGCCACCAGCAGAAGCUGUAGCUAGAGCCAAAGAAUCUGCAAAAGAUAUCAUAAAUGUGAAGUCUUUGAUCGAUAAGAAGGCUUGGCCUUAUGUUCAGAAUGAUCUCCGUAGUAAGGCUUCUUAUCUUCGUUAUGACCUUAACACAAUCAUCUCCUCCAAACCCAAGGAUGAGAAGAAGUCCCUCAAGGACCUCACUGGAAAGCUCUUCGAUUCCAUCAACAGUCUGGAUUAUGCGGCAAAGAAAAAGAGUACUCCGGAUGCUGAGAAGUAUUACUCAGAGACAGUCUCUACUUUGAACGAUGUUCUUGCCAAGAUUGGUUAAGCAUUUUUAUUAUUCUGCAAUUUUCUUUGUAAAUUAUUAUUUCUUGAUUUUUGUUCCUGUGUACUUUGAAUCAAAUCUCUGAAUCCGAAGUUGUGUUUCAAGAUUUACCAAUAAAUGGUAAUUCACUAUACCUCAACGGUUAUUACCAAUCAAUAUCAAUUUUAAAUUUGUAAGAUGUUUUGCUGGAAUACGAUGUUUGACAUUUUUUUUUCAA